CGUCCUCCGAGCCCGGCCGGUCAGCCGUCCCGCCGCCCCGCGGCCCCGGCCGGAGGAGACAGAUUCUCCAGCCACUCGAUGGGGAUUCACAAAAGACCGCCUGUGUGUGUCACCUCCCCACCUCUCUGUAGCAAGAGAAGUGACUGCAGCGCCUCCACAGUCAUGAUGAAACUGGUAUUAACUGAGUGGCACUUAUGGAUUUUUAUCUCUGACUCUCAGUGAGCCAGCGAGCCAUAUGUUUACAGCCAACCAAAAACCCUCCCGUGUCGCUGCACAUCUCAAGAUCGUGAGACGCUAAGAUACCUGUUUGUACAAAGAGGAAUACAAGUGUUACUUGCCAAGGAACACACCUGCAGCAGACCAAGAAGACGUCUUAAUUUAUCAUUGAAGAGAUAUGAUAGUAUUAUUUAUAUAGAUAGAAUAAAUAAAUAUAUAUAUAUAUACACACACAUAUAUCUAUUUUUGGUGGUAAUGAAAAUGGCUCCGCAGAAUGCCGACUCAGAAUCUAUGCAAGUUCAAGAGUUACCUGUGCCCCUGCCGGACCCACAGAAACCUGGAGACCCGGAUGCUGACAACCGUGAGGAGACCAUCAGUGAAGGAUCCAUAGACAGAAUCCCCAUGCGCCUAUGGGUCAUGCACGGGGCAGUGAUGUUUGGCAGAGAGUUCUGUUAUGCCAUGGAGACUGCGUUGGUCACACCCAUACUGUUACAGAUUGGCCUCCGUGAACAGUACUACAGCCUCACCUGGUUCCUGAGCCCCGUCCUUGGCCUCAUCUUCACGCCAAUCAUCGGCUCCGCCAGUGACCGCUGCACUCUGAGCUGGGGCCGCCGGCGGCCCUUCAUCCUGGCACUCUGCGUGGGUGUGCUCUUUGGGGUCGCACUUUUCCUCAACGGCUCUGCCAUAGGUCUGGCCCUGGGCGAUGUCCCCAACCAGCAGCCCAUUGGCAUUGUCCUCACGGUGUUGGGAGUGGUGGUCUUGGACUUCAGCGCUGAUGCCACUGAAGGACCCAUCCGUGCCUACCUGCUGGACGUGGUGGACAGUGAGGAGCAGGACAUGGCUCUUAACAUUCAUGCCUUCUCUGCUGGCCUGGGCGGAGCCAUUGGCUACGUGCUGGGAGGGCUGGAUUGGACACAGACCAUCCUGGGAAGCUGGUUCCGGACACAGAACCAGGUGCUGUUCUUCUUCGCGGCCAUCAUCUUCACGGUGUCAGUGGCCCUGCACCUCUUUAGCAUCGAGGAGGAGCAGUACAGCCCACAGCAGGACCGCAACGCCAAGGAGGCUGCCCCCGCCCCCGCCCCCGCCCCAGCCGUUCGCCUGAGCUCCUUCACUGGGGUCGUGCAGGAUGGCAGUCCCCCGUUCCCAGACGAGGUGCAGUCAGAGCAUGAGCUGUCCCUGGACUACCUCGAUGUGGACAUCGUGCGGAGCAAGAGUGACUCGGUGCUGCACAUGCCAGACGCCACGCUCGACAUGGACUCGGAGCUGCUGUUCCUGCAUGACAUCGAGCCCUCCAUCUUUCAGGACGCCUCCUACCCCAGCACCCCCCGGAGCACCAGCCAGGAGCUCCUCAGGGCCAAGCUGCCCCGCCUGUCCACAUUCCUCAGGGAGUCCGCCAAGGAGGAUGACACCUUGCUCGAUAAUCACUUGAAUGAAACUAAAGUCCCAAACGGUAGUGGCUCCCCGCCAAGGGACGCACCCAGCAGUUGUACCAGGGUGGACAUGAAGCCCUCAACCACAUCCAGCUCCAUGAGGCGACGUAGGCAUAUGUUCCGCCGGCAGGCUUCCAGCACCUUCUCCUACUACGGCAAGAUGGGGUCCCACUGCUACCGCUACCGGCGGGCUAACGCGGUGGUGCUGAUCAAGCCAUCGCACAGCAUGAGUGACCUGUACGAGCUGCAGCAGCGCCACAGGCAGCGCUGCCGCCACCGGCACCAGAGCGGGGCCACUACCUCCAGCGGGGACACGGACAGCGAGGAAGGUGAGAGCGAGACCACUGUGCGCCUGCUGUGGCUGUCCAUGCUGAAGAUGCCCAAAGAGCUGAUGCGCCUCUGCCUCUGCCACCUGCUCACCUGGUUCUCCGUCAUCGCCGAGGCUGUCUUCUACACCGACUUCAUGGGCCAGGUUAUCUUUGAAGGGCACCCUAAUGCCCCGUCCAACUCAUCGGACUGGCACGCCUACAAUGCUGGUGUGAAGAUGGGCUGUUGGGGUCUUGUCAUCUAUGCCACCACUGGUGCUAUCUGCUCAGCCCUGCUACAGAAGUACCUGGACAACUAUGACCUGAGCAUCAGGGUCAUCUAUGUGCUGGGGACGCUGGGCUUCUCAGUGGGCACUGCCGUGAUGGCUAUGUUCCCCAACGUCUAUGUGGCCAUGGUCACCAUCAGCACCAUGGGCAUCGUUUCCAUGAGCAUCUCCUACUGCCCCUAUGCCCUGCUGGGGCACUACCACGACAUCAAAGAGUAUGUCCACCACAGCCCCGGGAACUCCAAGCGUGGGUUUGGCAUCGACUGCGCAAUCCUCUCCUGCCAGGUCUACAUCUCUCAGAUCCUGGUGGCAUCUGCCCUUGGGGGUGUGGUCGACGCGGUGGGCACAGUUCGUGUCAUCCCCAUGGUGGCCUCGGUGGGCUCCUUCCUGGGCUUCCUGACGGCAACCUUCCUGGUGAUCUACCCUGAGGUGUCAGAGGAGGCCAAGGAGGAGCAGAAAGUCUUGUCUGCCCGGCCCGCUGGUGAAGGCGAGGGCAGCUCAGUCCUCGACAAGCCCCCUGUGCUGAAGCUGCCACGGAAGGAGGUCAUGUCGGUGCCGUCGGAGACCGAGUCCAUGGUCUGAGCCCCAGUGGACACAUUCCACAUGGCAGGGUGGCCGGUUGCAGCGGGAAGCUGUCCAGCACUUCCAGGCCACGCAGGCCGAGCCAGAGAGCUUCCCAGAGCGCAGUCAGGUUCAGUAGGUGUAGGGUAGGUCUGAGCUGUUAGGCAAAAAUAUCACACUAAUUACCUUUUCCACAAUUAAAAAAAUCAUUUGAAAUCUUUUUUAAUUGAAAAAUAUGUUUUAAUUUCAACUAUCUUUUUAUUCUGCAGGUAUAUUAUUCUGCAUGUUUUUAAAUUGUAAAACAUUUACAAUAUAGUCAAUAUGCAAUUUAGAAAAAAAUAAGAUUUUUGCAUUUCUAAAAUUAUAAUUGAAAAUGCAAAAACUGACAUCCUGGUGUAUGCCGUCUGAAGCUGUCAGAUGGUGGCAGUGUGGUGCCACAUGUCCCCUCGCUGUCCCUUGGGUGUGGGCGGCGGCCACACCAGAGUGCUGGCUGGUGCCGUGGUUGCACAGAGCUUUCUCUGGUGUUACUUUAGAAAAAAUGUCUUUUCACAACUGUGGUUUUCCUAGAACCGCAUCUCUUCCCCCGAGGGUUUGACACACCAAAGCUGGGAGCCCCCCAAAGUGUCCAGGCAGGGCCUGGCUUCCUCA
Messenger RNA from Jaculus jaculus (lesser Egyptian jerboa), 3447 nucleotides. RefSeq names its product solute carrier family 45 member 4 (gene Slc45a4). Bases 472 to 2820 code for a protein of 782 amino acids. The record is from RefSeq and is a predicted model, not a curated record. The transcript is spliced from 8 exons. Lineage: Eukaryota; Metazoa; Chordata; Mammalia; Rodentia; Dipodidae. Gene Ontology annotation, cellular component: membrane. Gene Ontology annotation, biological process: transmembrane transport. Gene Ontology annotation, molecular function: sucrose:proton symporter activity.